This is a messenger RNA of Drosophila willistoni, 3146 nucleotides long. RefSeq lists its product as uncharacterized. The transcript is spliced from 5 exons. NCBI's taxonomy places the organism in Eukaryota, Metazoa, Arthropoda, Insecta, Diptera, Drosophilidae. The record is from RefSeq and is a predicted model, not a curated record. Gene Ontology annotation, cellular component: nucleoplasm; nucleolus. The coding region runs from base 283 to 2937 and encodes 884 amino acids.
UACCAGUUUAGUUGACUCCGAAACGUCUGUCUGGAAAUAUUUCGUAACAGAUUUUAAUUCACUGCUAGCUUCAAAAAGUGUGAAAAACAUUUUAUUAUUUUUUGGAUUGAAUUCGAGGUAAGGCCUUGGCCUGGUAGUUCAGUAUAAGAAAGACAUACAGAGAUCUUAAAAGAGGGAUUAAUCACCUUGGGUUACUGAUGCAGUAAUCUUUGAGAUUGAUCCAAUUAUCGAGCCAAAAAUAACUUUAACCUAUAGGGAAUUAAAUUUUGAGUAUCAUUUAUCAUGCAAUCACCGCCGUCAUGGGCUUCCGUAGUGGCCCAUGGUAUAAUUGGAAAGACCAAUGAUGGUGGAUCACCAGAAGUUGUUCCACCAAACACUCAUGUUACCAAUGGCAAUGGCAGCACCAAAAAUCACAGCGCCAGGAAGAAUAACAAAAAACUCAGCUCACCCAAUAACAAUCGUGGCAACAAUCGUGGCAACAAUCGUGGGAACAAUCGUACCAACAGCAACACCAAGAAUAAUAAUCACAACAACAACAACAAUAACCACAACCACAACAAUUUGGUAGUUGCCAAUCAACAAUUUAUUGAAGAGCCUAUGAAAAAGUCAACUGAGCAGCCAAAAAUGUUGCCAACUUCUCCAUCAAUUCCUAUUCAAAUUCCAACUGCUAAUGAUGGGAUCUUACAGAAUUAUCAGACCAUUGAGGGACCCACUCAUCUCAAUAGACCAGUUCGCAUUUAUCAGCCGAAACAACAGAAACCAUUGAUCCCCAAACGCAGUCGUAGGGUGCGAGCAAAGGCCCAGGCAGUCAAUUUAGAUGGAGAUCCCGAAGAGAUAUUAAAAUUGGGCAACAGUGAAUUGCCCGAAUCGGUAAGACAAUUACAGUUUCUUGGACCGCCCACGGAGUUUGGAAUGGAGUUGGAGUUGGAGCAGGCGAAGAAGAAGAAGGUGGUGGUGGUGGAGACCGAGCAAUUGUCCCCACAAACCGAUUAUAUACAGCCAGAUGGUCAUGUAAAUUCCACCAUUUACAACAAUUCGAAUCUCUUUCAAUCGAAUUUGAGUCCUAUAACCAAUUCGAAUACCACCGACAAUCCUGGCAAUCCGAAUCUUGAUGCUAAGCCACAAAUGGGCAAUUUGAUGCCAAUUUAUUAUCCCAAAAACCACAAACCAUAUGUGCCGAUGCAGAUGCCCAUGGCAAUGCCGGUGCCCUUGCAGCACUCAUCUCCAAAGCCUCAGGCAACUCAACCAAUUUUGGGAAUGAAUGAUCAUUCAUUCGGCUCAACUACUUACUCAUCGAACGGCACUAUUAGUUCCUCGGCUGAGACUAGUGGCAUAGGGAAUCAAACGGAUAAUGAGUUCUAUGAACUAUUCCAAUCUCCCGAUGUAACUGACGAACUAAACUUGGACUCCCUGAACCAAGAAUUCGAUGAACUGGAACUGGAGAUAAGAGCUGCCAUAGAAAAAGGGGUUCCAAUCAAGUGUGGAACCGAAGAUGAUGAUGCCAGUGAGGGAUGUGAACGCUUUUGUCGCUUCUCGCCACGUUUACUUGAUGAUGAUUAUUCCACUUAUAGCAAUAAUAACAAGACCUUUUGGUCAGACUAUGAGCAACCCAUACCAUAUCCACCAUUGGCUAUAUCCCGUCAAGUGUGGGAUCCCUUGGGUCCAAAUCGACGUGUCUCGGAUCCAAGCAAUUCGAUUCCUCCCCCACCGCCGGGUUUUGAGCACUGUGAGCCAUCAUAUAAUUGCCGUAGUCUAACGCCUCAUACCUCCUUUUUUGGCGGUAAACGUUCAUUGUCCACGCGAUCUCGCCAAUUGAUGGGUGAACAGGUGGCAGUUGUGCCCCAUAGUGAUUAUCCGACUCCGGUGCCGAUGAAUCCACCAGAACGCGAUCUACGAGAGCAGCAGCAUUUUAUAGCCGCAUAUGACACACAUUUGACCUGCCAAUUGGCUGAAUUGACUGUGACCAAUGGAUCAACUGGAGAUGGCUAUUAUGUUUGCCCCGUUGGUAUGGCUUUGUUGCCCAAAUUGAUGGAUUCGAUGGAUGAACCUGAAGUGAAGCCGCCAACUUGCAAUUAUUCAUAUGAUGAACUUUUGCAACGCAGCAAGAAGCCGAAGCAUCAUAGUAACGGAUCCAAUAAAUAUAUACCAUUUCAUUUGGAAUGUAAUGAAAAGAAGGAAGAACAAAACGGAGGAGGUAUAGCAGCAGCAGCAGGAGGAAAGGGGGUGGCACCCCCGAAUCCAAUUAAAAUGCCAUUAUUAUCUAUCCAGCCGGAAGGGCAGGCCCAAGAGGUGCCAAAAGUGGAUACCAUAUCGGAUGAGAAUAUUGCCUACUGGAAUCUAUUGGACACAAUUAAAAAACAAAAUGUGCAGAUGCAACUUCAGGAAUUGCAGAAAUCGAUGGAGGCUCCUCAGCCUCCCCCAAUUAUCCAUACGGAAAACGAAUUUGAUGGACACAAUGCAAUGGUAUCCCAAACAAAUCGUACCUAUUGGCAACUCUUGGAGCGCAUCAAUUAUCUUAGACAACAGAAUCAGCAGACAGAAGCCAUGUUGAAGGCCCAACAGGAAGAGAUGAAGAAAAAUCAAAGCUUCCUUUUGAACAAUGGAUCGGCUCAGAUGCAGCAGAGUUUCACUGGGAAACCCAUUGGCUUGAUGGCCGGACUAUUGCAACUAACUGGACACCACGAUAUGAUGAUGGUUAAUGGCGGUGGUUCAGUUGGUGGUGGUCAUGGUGGUGGUCAUGGUGUUGGUGUUGGUGUUGGUGGUGGCUAUCCGAUACCAAAUCCUAGCGAUAUUGGUCGACACUCCCAGAUCACUCUCGAUGACAAGCGUGUCUAUAAUGAAUCUGAGCUCUGGAAUCUAAUGAAAUGGGGCAAGGAUCAGCGCGAUACUCAAGAACCAGAUCAAGACCAAAAUGACUUCAAUAAUAAUCGGUGGUAAUUAAGUCUACCUGUAUAUUGAGCAUAUUUUGGCCACGAAUCGAAGUUCAGGAAUUUUCUUUAACGUCCUUCUUUUUUUUUAUUCGAGGUUUUCAAUGCUUUUGUUAUCUAUACAUAUAUAUACACAUACAUAUAUACACACAUCAUGGAACCCUUAUAUAUAUGUAUGAACAAAAGCAUUUAGAAUAUAUUUUUACCGUAAAACUGUAA